Molecule: messenger RNA, 282 nt
Organism: Suillus plorans
Lineage: Eukaryota; Fungi; Basidiomycota; Agaricomycetes; Boletales; Suillaceae
Exons: 3
Coding region: 1-282 (93 amino acids)
Source: RefSeq, a predicted model, not a curated record
AUGCUCAGUAUUCUUUCCGAGUCGGUUCCAGAAGAUUUUCUUCCAUUAUUUAAUGUGACAUUCUCGUCGGAUGUGAAGAGUUCGAGUGUCUCAUCGCUCUUUGUCCUGCUAUUACCUGCUUCACAACUCUCCCGGACGGAGAGUCCUGAGGCAUCAAGGUUUCUAAACAAGUCUUAUCAAGGCUUCAAACUCGAACGUGCAGACUGGAAAGUCCAUGAUGUUGUCAAGGGGCCUGCUAUUGCACAACAAUCUUUCUCAUCUGCAAAAUACCCAACAACCUAG